AUGCCGGCUCCCGCCCAGACACGGGCCUUGAGGUCGAGGACCGUGAACAUCGAGGACACCGAGCCGGACGACGCGCCCAUGACAACUCCUGUCGCUGUCUCGCUGAAGAGGACGCUACCGCUGAGCCGCCACGCCGCUGAGCCGCCACGCCGCUAUGCCACCCGUCGUACGAACAAUCCACAUCCGGCCCUUUCAGCAGGUCUCCGCAAGCGGACGAACGCAGAGGUUCAGGAGGAGGCGGAGAGGAAGCAGUCGGAAAGGGAGCUCGAGCUCGAACGCAGGGAAGCCGAGCUUGAACAGCGGGAGCUCGAGGUUGAGCGGAAGACGCAGAGUUUUGCCAGCUUCGAGCAAAACCUGAAGUCGCGUCGUGAUGAGGAUACCAUGGAACACAUUUUUGACGACGAAGAUGCUGCUAUGGAGGAUAUAGGACAAGGAGAAGACAUCGCGGAAGCCGCCUCCAAGUCGGACGAGGACGACGAUGAUUACGAGGUGCAGAGCGAGCAUGGCGGAUCCGACGAGUCUCAGCCUGCACAUUCAGAUGAUUCGGACGAAUCUGAUGGCAAUGUUGUCACCGGUACGAAGAGGAAGGCUGGCAAAAAGACCAAGGAGGAUCGGAAGUCCAGCGCGAAGAAGAAGAAGACGAACAAAGAGCGUAGGGAGGAGAUAUUGGGUGAAAUCCAGAGAGCGAAGGAGAUCCAGGCUACUCAGGCAGAGGAGGAUGAGGCGGACGAGGCGGACAAGGAGGACGAGGAGCGCGAGGACGGACAGACGUUGAAAGCGAGCUCAAAAUCGACCACGAAGCCCAAGCCUACAUCCAAAUCCAAGUCCAAGCCAGCACCGAAGCCAGCACCGAAGCCAGCACCGAAGCCAGCACCGAAGCCUGUGUCCAAGCCUGCACCGAAGCCUGCGUCCAAACACUAUGGGCUUGAAGGCGGACUGGAAGACUGCGGUCGCGUCACGUCGUUCACAAACACCGAAGUCACAGGCAAUGCCAAAUGGAGCCGACGUCAGGACUCGAUCGAACACAUCGGAGGGUUCACAGACGACGACGUUACCGUUGGCUCAGGACCUGCGAAGCGUGGCUAUGCUCAGCUAGCGCAGGUCUUUCAGAAGGGGAAAGGGGUCGAUGAGGAGCAGUUCGGAGGGAGUACGAAGAAGAAGCGACGCGCGAAGGGUGCCGUCCCAGACGAGAAGUCUCUCUCGGUCCACGCCUUACCCAAGUUCAUUCAGCCGCACUGGAAGAACGCCUUUGUGCCGACGAUGCUCCAGCUGAUCGGCGAAAGCGAGCAGCCCUGGGCGUAUGCAAGUGGCAAAAACCCCGCCGAAGACAACCUCCUUGUCGACCUCGUGCAGGGUCUUGUAGAUAGAUUCUGGCCGGAGGAACAAUAUGUGGUUGAUGGGUCGGAUAAGGUCUAUCGCAUUGCGCGCCAAGCCGUCAACGACUGGCGCGCUCGCUUUGUCUCUCGGAUCAAGACGUUCGUGAAGGACGAGUUCGCCAAAUCGUGCGAAGCCAAGGGCUUGCUUUCUGGGCCGUCUACGAUUCCGAGGUGA
This is a messenger RNA of Fomitopsis serialis, 1551 nucleotides long. RefSeq lists its product as uncharacterized. Lineage: Eukaryota; Fungi; Basidiomycota; Agaricomycetes; Polyporales; Fomitopsidaceae. The coding region runs from base 1 to 1551 and encodes 516 amino acids. The transcript is spliced from 9 exons. The record is from RefSeq and is a predicted model, not a curated record.